Molecule: messenger RNA, 3021 nt
Organism: Pieris napi
Lineage: Eukaryota; Metazoa; Arthropoda; Insecta; Lepidoptera; Pieridae
Product: serologically defined colon cancer antigen 8 homolog
Exons: 16
Coding region: 270-2987 (905 amino acids)
Biological process (GO): establishment of cell polarity; neuron migration; tube formation
Cellular component (GO): centriole; centrosome
Source: RefSeq, a predicted model, not a curated record
AUUUCCCUGUAAAAUGUAAGCUAUGCAGUGAAUUCCCGAUUGAACCGCAACGGGAAACCUUAUUUCCUUCAUUCCCGCCUUAACCGCCAUCAAAGUUCCAUCUUCAAACAUUUUGAUAGUUUUAUUUAAAAAAGGUUUUACUUAUUUUCUUAAAUAGACAAACUCUUUGCUUAAAACUACUUGAUGUUUAUUUUUCCAAAAAUAAAAAAGUAUUUCCUAAUUAAAAUUACUGCUGGCUGGACGAAGGUUAUUUUUGGGAAGUGUAAGGAAUGGGCUCAACUAAUUUCGUGAAUAAGAAUAAAUUGAACGGGUUUCGCGCGAAAAGUUCGAGUUUCGGCUCCGACAAGGAUAUGAACGGUAAAUUGAAGAAAAGCAAAAUAAGGCGGCCGGUUAGAAUGAAUGAUUAUGGCCUGAAGAGGAUUCCGGAUUAUACUGAGUUAGCUUACAAAGAGGCUGUAUCGAAGUUGAAGUAUUUUCUCGGUGGAAACAACGCGCCAAGCCUUCGUAGUUACACCGGCUCUUCUCUCAAGAACGAUGACAUCGACGGAGAUUUGGACAAAAAGUAUCCCUUCAAUGCCAUUACAGAGUACAAACCACGACCACGUCUUACGGCAAAAUACACCACUCUGUACGCUGAUAGCUUGAAUAAUUAUACGCCGCCACAGAUAAAUACUUAUACACCUCAGCCGACUAAUAAUGUUCCGACCCCAACAAAUGACUUGUCAGGUGGAACAAAUCCAGAUGUAGUCAACUUCAUCCAGAAGCAAGAAGAGUACAUUGAACAACUUGAACGUGAGAGUCAGUACUGUAGAGAUGAGCUGAACAACCUCCUAGGUAAAGUGAAGGAGGUGAUAUCCGAGAAUGAGCACCUUCACGAGGCUCAGAAGAAUAAGUUGAUAACUCGCAUGUUCAACACCUACGCUGGCUCAGAAACCGAUGAUCUUGACGAUGUUGGUGAUAGCACUGGUCUGGACAGUGAUAAUAAGUGCACACCAUCAAAAGCAAGAAAGCCGAAAUCUCGCUCAACAAAACUGGAGGGUCCCAACAUUGUGUUUGAAUCUCGCAUCGCCGAACUCGAAGCUCACCUGACUCAGGCCAAGAUCGACCUUAAGAAAGUUCAGGAAGAAAACAAUGAAAAUAAGCGUAAACUUGCAUCCGGUCUAGUCGACUCUACUUGCUUGGAUGGCUUCAAACGACAAAUUGAUAACUUGCAAAGGGAUAAAUCAUCGUUGGAAUCACAAAUUUCCAAACUGAAGCUUAACUUGGAGAAGCGCGACGAUGGUGAAGAUCGAUCCAAACGUGGAGACGCGAUUGAAAACCAGUUAAGAGAGGAGAGGAAUAAUUUGGAAUCUGAAAUACGACGACUUAAAGACGACCUAUCAAAAGAGCGUAACAAAGUUCGCGAAUUAGCGGGCGAAACUGCCCGCCGGGCAAUACACGAGCGUAGCGCAGCGGAACAACGGUACAAUCAGCAUUUUGACGAAUUGCAACACGAUCUAGCUGCUCAGUACGAUAAUGCUGCUAAAUUGCAGUUGGACUUGGAACGCCAGCGCCGUGAAGAAAGCGAGCUCAAACGCGAAUUGUCAAUGAAGAACGCUGCUUUGGAAGAAUUAAAAAUGGAACUAAAAAAUAAGACAGCGUCCCUUCAAGCGGACUUAACUCAGGCCCAUGCUGAGAAGGCGUCUUUAGAAGAAGAGUUGGCGAACGCUCGCCUCGCUAUUGAGCGGAACCAGAGGCAAGCUAAACACGAAGCCAAUCGACUUAAUUCUGAGAUACAAUCUCUUCGUCAUCGACUGGACCGUUCUGAUGCCGAUCUGGUCCAUUCACGCCGAGAAAACCUUCGGCUCUCAGAACAAAUUUCAACAUUGGAAAAAGAGAUAAACAUGAAAUCUCUAACCCCAAUGACACCAGAAAAGAAGAAGAAAGAAAGGGAGUUGUCAACAGCGCUUGAAUCGAUGGAAAAUAAACACGCUAAAACGGUGGCUGAGUUGGAGUCCAUGAUACAAUCACAAAACAGUCUGAUGGAGAAACUCACCAGCGAAUGUCGUUUGCUUACCGACAAGCUUGACGACGCAAACCGUAGACAUAAGCAAGAGCUGGGCACUUUGCAGCGUCAAGUAGAGAGGCUGGGUCGCUCCAUGCAAACGACGUACGCGCACCAUCCUAGCACACAAGCACCUUCCUCGCACACUACCACACCCGACAGAAUACCAAACCCUACGACCCCAACCAGAUCAAACGAUACCAGAGCUGAGCCCGCCAGAGAGUCCCCACUCCGAGAAGAUCCUAGGCCCAGCCUCGGAUAUGAACCAGAACCUGUAAUUCAACCAAAAUUAGAACUAACAAAACCUACUGAAAAUACAGAAAUAGAACCAAAGCGAAUAUUAAGCAAACAAAGUUCGCACGAAUCGAAUAACGGAAAGUCAUUACAUUCGUCAAACGAUUCAAUACCGCCUGAAGCUGAACACCCUUUAAAUACACAAGUAACAGAAGUAAAUCCUAAAACAGAGUAUAACAGUAAUGUAGUUGAAGAAACAACCUCAAAUUACCCAGAAGAAAAUCUGAGCGCAAAUAUUGUUGAAGAUACAAAUUAUGAUCAAUUAGAACACAGUGCAAAUGUUGAAGAAACAGAUAAGCCACAAGAACCAGAAGAGAAAGACGAAAACUCUGCACAAAAUUAUGAGCCAGGUUAUCAAAACUAUGAACAAAAUUAUCAAAACCAACCAGGUACAGAAUAUCAAGGAUAUGACCAACAGUAUUCAGAACAACAAUAUGAAAAUUACGAACAAUACCCACAACAAUAUAACGAUCCCAAUGCACAAUACGACAAUCAAUUUGACUAUGGUAGUGAAACUAAUUACCAACAGAAUUAUGAUCAGCAAUAUAACCAAGAAUAUAACCCACAGUAUGAACAAAAUAUUGUUCAAGAAAAUGUUGAAAAGACUCCACCGUCCAACGGAAAUGAUGGCCAAAGUGCACAAAGCUAGCAAUAGUUGGUACCUACUAUGAAAUGAUUACUCG